AUGGGUAUCGAUCUGCGGAAGCACCACGAGCGGUCCACGCACCGCAAGGCCCCCAAGAGCGACAACGUCUACCUGAAGCUCUUGGUGAAGCUUUACCGCUUCUUGGCCCGCCGCACUGAUGCUCCCUUCAACAAGGUGGUCCUGCGCCGCCUGUUUAUGAGCCGCAUCAACCGCCCUCCCGUCUCCCUCUCCCGCAUUGCGGCCAACAUCAAGAACGGCGGCGAGAGCAAGACGAUCGUUGUUGUCGGCACCGUCACCGACGACAACCGUCUCCUAACCGUCCCCAAGCUGUCGAUCGCCGCUCUCCGUGUGACCGCCACCGCCCGUGCCCGCAUCACCGCGGCCGGCGGCCAGGUCAUCACCCUCGACCAGCUCGCUCUCGAGAAGCCCACUGGCGCCAACACCCUCCUGCUCCGCGGCCCCAAGAACUCUCGUGAGGCCGUCAAGCACUUCGGUUUCGGCCCCCACAAGAACAAGAAGCCCCACGUCCGCUCCAAGGGCCGCAAGUUCGAGCGUGCCCGUGGUCGCAGAAGGUCGCGUGGCUUCAAGGUCUAA
Molecule: messenger RNA, 555 nt
Organism: Dichotomopilus funicola
Lineage: Eukaryota; Fungi; Ascomycota; Sordariomycetes; Sordariales; Chaetomiaceae
Product: ribosomal protein L18e/L15P
Exons: 4
Coding region: 1-555 (184 amino acids)
Biological process (GO): translation
Cellular component (GO): ribosome; cytosolic large ribosomal subunit
Molecular function (GO): structural constituent of ribosome; RNA binding
Source: RefSeq, a predicted model, not a curated record